AUGGAGUUCUCGGAGGAGGUGCUGAGGAAGCAGCUGGGCAAGUAUAAGUUCAGAGACCUGACCAUAGAAGAACUAAAGAAUGUUAACAAGACCUACCCAAACUUCACGUUCUCCAUGAACACAUACACCUUCAAGGAUGGAUCGCAGAAGGACCUCCUGAAUUUUAGUGGUACUGUUCCAGUGAAAUAUGGUAAUUCCUAUAACAUACCUAUUCAUCUGUGGAUUCUGGAUUCUCAUCCCUUUGCUCCGCCCAUUUGCUUCUUGAAGCCGACUGUGAACAUGGGCAUUUCAGUGGGAAAGCAUGUUGAUGCUCAUGGCAGGAUUUAUUUGCCCUACCUGCAAAACUGGAGCCAUCCUAAAUCAACUGUCAUUGGAUUAAUCAAGGAAAUGAUUGCGAAAUUUGAGGAAGAACUCCCUUUGUAUUCACUGUCGUCAUCUGAUGCAGCCAGGCAAUCGGAACUUCUCUCCUACAUUGCAAAGAUUACUGAAGGAGAGACUGACAUGAAAUCAAAGAGUAAAAUUGGUGGAGGCAAAAAUGAAGGAUGUUUUAACAAAAUUACUGUUGUUGGAGCUGGAGAUCUUGGCAUUGCAUGUGUGCUAGCAGUUGCAGCAAAGGGUGCUGCAGACAAGGUGGUUCUUUUGGAUCUUUCAGAAGGUACAGCAAAAGGAGGGACCAUGGACUUGGAGAUCUUUGCUCUACCAAAUGUGGAGAUCAGCAAAGAUUUUUCUGCUUCAGCUGAUUCCAAAGUUGUGGUACUUACAGUUAAUUCUCUGGGUAAUGCUCAGACUUAUCUUGAUGUCAUACAAAGCAAUGUGGAUUUGUUCAGAGGAAUUAUCCCAGCAAUAUCACACUACAGUCAGAACACUGUUCUCCUUGUUGCUUCUCAUCCAGUUGAAGUAAUGACAUAUGUGUCAUGGAAGCUGAGUGCGUUUCCCAAAAGCAGAGUUAUUGGAGUAGGUGCCAACCUAGAUACUGAGAGAUUUCAGUAUAUACUGACAAACCUUUUAAAAGCACAGGUGCUGGCAAAAGAUGCUUGGAUUAUUGGUGAACAAGGGGAAGACAAAGUACCAUCAUGGACCAGUUGUAAUUUAGUUGCAAAUCAAACGGAAGCAACGGCUGCUUGUAACUCAAGGGAAAAGGUGGCUAACAGAGCUAUGGAAGUUCUAAAGGGAAAAGGUCAGAGAUCUUGGUCUGUUGGGCUCUCAGUUGCUGAUUUGACUGACAGUAUACUGAAAGAUAAAAGAAAGGUUCAUUCUGUAUCCACUCUGGCAAAGGGAUGUUGCAAUAUAAACAGUGAAGUAUUCUUAAGUCUACCGUGUAUUCUUGGAACCAAUGGAGUGAUUGAAAUGGUCGAACUAGAAGAAGAUCCACUAGUGCAAGAGAAACUGCAAAGCAGUGCAGGAUCAGUUCAUGACCUUCAGCAGCAACUGAAACUGUAAGCAAGCACAAGGGAAGCCACAGUGUCUGCUCACAGAAGUCAGAUUUGCUAGGCAGAAAGGGUUGCUUGGUAUAUACUGAUUUCUGUAUAAAACAAGAAGGUUUUUUACUUUACUUUCAAAACUGCUUUCUCAGUUUUGGUUCAAAUUAUUUAAUACUGCACUGGACAGUAAUUUCUUAUUUGAAAAGUGCACUUUUGGUAGCCAAAAUGAGGAGGGUAAUGUGCAAGAAUGUUUUACCUAAGUUCAGGUGACUUUUGCCUGUGAUUUUUUUGUUGCUAAUUAUAGCCUGAUUCCUGGGUUAUUCUUAGCUCUUUGCACCUCAUUAGGACACAGUCUAGGAGAGCAGCUUACCCAGCUCUGCGGAAACUCCAGUGCGUAGAGCCAACUAGAACUCUUCCUCCUGCUUUAAGUGCUGCAUCAGGGGCUUGUCUAGAAUAUCGUCACACUCCAGCUCUUCAGGGCCCUGGGGGAUGCAGUUCGAUAGCUUGAUCCUUUAUGCCUGUCACAGAUGCUCUUACGUCAAUGGACUCCUGCUUAUUGCUAAGGGGGGAAAAAAGCUAAAAGCAUGGUGUUAGCAGUAUCCUUCAAACCCGAAGUAUUGGAUAUGGAUUUCUGUUGUGUGUUUAAUGAUGUCUGAGACUUCCUGGUCAUGACUUGUUUGCUCUUAUUUUGUAAGGAUGUUCAGAGCGCUAAAGCAUCCGCAGUUCUCUGUACAUACAUGCAACACUCGUACCCUGUGCAACAUUGGAACAGGUGCUCUUCCUGAAAGGGAGGAGCAGGGGUGGGCUUCAAAUAAAGAAUAAAAUCUGACAGUUAAGUAAUGCAGAAGUAUCUGCGAGUUCAGGCCUAGCUUUACAUCAGCCUGAGGAGAAUACAGCUACUUGAGAAGGCAACAGAACCUGUAACCCUCCUCGGGGGAGGCCAAGGAUGUGGUGAAAAAGCAGGAUGUGGAUUUUUAGAUAAAUCAAAAAGCAGAUGUUUUUAAGAUAAAGGGUUUUUCGGGGCUCUAACCUCUUGAUUCACUGCACUGGUAAAAGACUAUAUUCAUCCUGAUUAUACCUGAGCAUCACGAUGCAGGCAGAGGAGAUGUGGGCUCCACUCCCGCUGUGUGCAGCUUAGAAACGUCAUUCCACAUUUAUGUUUUGAGGUGUGACUGGUUAAAUAUUGAUGAAGCUUUCUUAGUAAAAGUAGGAUCUGUGUCAGAGCGAAAGAUCUAUUCCUUUGUGCCUUUCGGUUAUAUCUCACAAAGAGCCAGACUUACAAGGAAUUCUGAGUUUAUAUUGAUCUCAGAAUUAAGAUAAAAAUAGAAAGGGAAAAAACCUUCAGUCAUUUAGGUGGUUUUUUUUCAUGGAAUAUUCAAAUUUCCUUCUUUGUGGUGGUCAGUGAUAGGACAAAAUUAGUGAUGGCUACAGGUGACCAACUUUGCUGCUAUAUUAAAAAAAAGCACCCAACACAAUGGCUGGACUUUGGGGGUUGGUUUUUUUUUUUUCCUCUUGCUUUAGAAAAAACAGCAUAAAAUUAUGGUUUUACAUUGUUCUUCAAGGUGUUGCAUUUAAUCUGUUGAGCAUUUAUUCUCAUGUGAAUAGUUGAGGUGUUUUAUUUGGGGUUUUUUUAUUAAUAGUUUUAAUCAUAAAAAGCUGCACACUCUUCCAGGGAUGUUUUUUAGAUUGAUGCUUAUGUUAUAAAAUAACUAAUCUUGGCUCAUCACUCAUCACGUAUUCCUUGAAAAAUAACCAAAGGACUGCAGUUCAGUCACUGUGGUGGGCAAUGGCACUUUCAUGGCAAAUUAAUUCCCAGAAAUACUUUUUAACAAUAAACUGCACUAC
Molecule: messenger RNA, 3266 nt
Organism: Gymnogyps californianus (California condor)
Lineage: Eukaryota; Metazoa; Chordata; Aves; Accipitriformes; Cathartidae
Gene: UEVLD
Product: UEV and lactate/malate dehyrogenase domains
Exons: 12
Coding region: 1-1440 (479 amino acids)
Biological process (GO): endosome to lysosome transport; carboxylic acid metabolic process; protein modification process
Cellular component (GO): ESCRT I complex
Molecular function (GO): oxidoreductase activity, acting on the CH-OH group of donors, NAD or NADP as acceptor; ubiquitin binding
Source: RefSeq, a predicted model, not a curated record